GGAAGAAGAGAACGGAGACUGAAGAGGGAGUGGGAAAGAGCGAGAAACCACAGAUCUGCGAGAGAAGAAUAGAGGAAGCGCGUGUUUGUUUUGUUCGCGACACUUCAAUCGAGUAUCGACCUUCUCCGAUUCCGAGCUCUGUGGUGGUUCUCAUUGCUUUUGUUUCAUGAGAAUAAGACCCCAUGGCAAGCCAUCCUGCAAAAUUUGCUCCUUCAAAUGGGUCUGUCUAUGUAUGCAACUUGCCUUAUGGGACUGACGAAACUAUGUUGGCUGAAUAUUUUGGCACCAUCGGAUUAGUAAAGAAAGAUAAACGUACAGGAAGACCAAAAAUAUGGUUAUAUCGAGACAAAGAGACUAAUGAACCAAAGGGAGAUGCUACUGUAACAUACGAGGAUCCGCAUGCUGCUGUAGCUGCUGUUGAAUGGUUUAAUAACAAAGAUUUUCAUGGUAAUAUUAUUGGAGUUUUUAUAGCAGAGUCAAAAAACAAGGAUGAUCAAGCAUAUAAUUCAGUAGUAGAACCAAGUGUUGCUGAUAAUGUUGGUGCACUAGAGGAAACUACCAGGGAUGUUGAUGGUGGUAGUGGAAGAGGUAGAGGCCAAAAUGAUACUUCAGGCAAACCAUGGCAACAAGAGGGCGAUUGGUUGUGCCCAAAUACAAGUUGCUCCAAUGUGAAUUUUGCUUUUCGUGGUGCGUGUAAUCGCUGUGGAAGUGCUCGUCCUGCUGGUGCUGCUGGUUUUGCAGGGGCUGGUGGCCGUGGAAAGGGACGUGCUGGACAAGAAUCUGGGGAAAUUGGCCGUCCAGGUGGUGGAGGACUUUUUGGUCCCAAUGAUUGGCCUUGUCCAAUGUGUGCCAAUAUCAAUUGGGCAAAGCGGACUAAAUGCAAUAUUUGCAAUACAAAUAAGCCUGGACAUAAUGAGGGUGGUGUAAGAGGGGGCCGAGCUGGAGGUUACAAAGAGCUUGAUGAGGAGGAAAUAGAAGAAACUAAACGUCGUAGGCGGGAGGCUGAAGAUGACGGGGAGUUGUAUGAUGAGUUUGGAAACCUUAAGAAGAAAUUCCGUGCCAAAACUCAGCAAGCUGAAGCUGCACAAGUGCUUCCGGGUUCAGGGCGUGCUGGUUGGGAGGUUGAGGAACUAGGGAUUGAAAGGGAUGCUAGAGAAAGAAGUAGAGACAGAGGAAGGGAACGUAAUGAUGGGGAAAACAGGAACAGAGAGCGAAAUGAAAAAGAGCGGCAAAGCGGUCGAAACAGAGAGAGGGACAGGGGAAGAGAUCGAGACUGGGACUAUGUUGAUCGAGAUAGAGAUUAUGGGCGAGAUCGGGACCGAAGUAGACACCGUUAUUAAAAAAUAGCAGCAAAAGUGCAUUGCAUUUUGAUGUAUUGACUACCAUACCAUGAUGUGUUGGGUUUUUUGUGGAAGGAUUUCAAUUGCUUUAAAUUAAAUCUGUAUCUUUAGGGGUUAAUACGCGCAAUCUGAUGAAUGUUGAUUUUACUUGGCAUUGACCUUUUGUAUAACCUAAGAUAUUCAUGCUUUUAGUCUUUUUAC
This is a messenger RNA of Gastrolobium bilobum, 1541 nucleotides long. Its product is annotated as transcription initiation factor TFIID subunit 15. Gene Ontology annotation, molecular function: RNA binding. The coding region runs from base 183 to 1340 and encodes 385 amino acids. The record is from RefSeq and is a predicted model, not a curated record. NCBI's taxonomy places the organism in Eukaryota, Viridiplantae, Streptophyta, Magnoliopsida, Fabales, Fabaceae. The transcript is spliced from 8 exons.